GGAACAGGACUUUUAGCAUCUAUCUGUCUACUGCGUUCGUUUUGUGUGGUUAGACGCACGUCGCUGAGAAAUAAACCGCGGUGCUUUUCUGUCGCGUCACGAGCCGAACCGUCUCCGUCAUCCGUGCUGGAGAGGGGGGAGAAGAAAAAAAAAAAAGUCGCACUCCGGAUGUGAUUGUGAAGAACAACUUCGGCGUUGCGAGCCCUCCUGUGCUCGGCGAGGGGGCGAGCUUCAGGCAGGCAGGCAGGCAGACAGACAGGCGGACAGGCAGACAGACAGACACCGCGGCUCCGCGCAAACGCGCCGGCGAAGGAAUAACACUGACGCUCGGAACGGAAUUGCAAUCACAGCUCCGUUAAUCGGCAUCGCGCGCUAAUGCGUGUGAACCAGCAGCCGUUAUUCGACGCUGAUCUGGGUUGCUUGUCAUCAGCUAGCAGCACAGCAGAUCUAGGCUAGCCUCCCACCACCACCGCCGCCGCUGCUGCUGCUGCGUAUGGCACAUCCGCCGGGCCGGUUAUUUGGAUCACAUGUGCAAAGAAAUCGGACCGAUUGAUUUUUGAGAUCGAGAGGAAACCUGGCGCGGUGAUCAGCGCGCGCGCCGUGCGUGCGUUAAACCCGUCUCUCAAGCCUUCAGAGCGCAAAAUCAAUCGGCGCGUGAGCUCCGUGAGGCUGCCGUGUGAUCCCUGCCUUCCUCCUCCUCCUCCUUCUCUCUUCCUCUCUCUUCUCCUCCAGGAAAAAAAAAACCCGAAACACUUUUUCUCUCGUUCCGACUCGAUAUGCGGAGAUGCGAGUAAAGAUGGAUGGGAUUAUCAGCAUUUUGGGGCUUAUUACGCUGAUCCUGGACGGUAUUUCCGCUCAGGGAGUGUACGCCCCCCCUACCGUCAGGAUCGUGCACUCAGGCCAUGCAUGUAACGUUGAGGAGGAGCGCUACACAGAGAGAGUGUACACUAUUCGGGAGGGUGAGACCCUGGAGCUCACGUGUCUAGUGACUGGACAUCCACGACCACAGAUCCGAUGGACUAAGACAGCAGGCAGCGUGUCAGACCGUUUUCAGGAUUCAAGUGUUUUUAAUGAGACACUUCACAUCGCUAAGAUCCAGCGGCACCAAGGUGGACGCUAUUACUGCAAGGCUGAAAAUGGUCUCGGCUCGCCAGCAAUUAAGUCUAUCAGAGUGGAUGUCUACUACCUGGAUGACCCAGUUGUAACAGUUCACCAGAGUAUAGGCGAAGCCAAAGAGCAGUUCUACUACGAAAGGACAGUUUUCCUCCGCUGUGUGGCCAACUCCAACCCUCCGGUACGCUACAGCUGGCACAGAGGCCGAGAUGUUCUGUCUCAGGGCUCAGAUAAGGGUGUGGAGAUCUACGAACCCUUCUUUACACAGGGGGAAACAAAGAUCCUGAAGCUGAAGAACCUGAGGCCCAAAGAUUACGCCAACUACAGCUGCAUCGCCUCUGUCCGAAAUGUGUGCGGCAUCCCUGACCGUAGGGUCAUCUUCAGACUCACCAACAAAACAGCCUCGCCGUCCAUCAAGCUGCUGGUGGAAGAUCCAAUUGUAGUGAAUCCUGGACAGACCGUGUCUCUGGUGUGUAUCGCCACGGGUGGUGAACCUCCCCCCACGCUGACAUGGACCAGUGUCUCAGAGCACCUCCCGGAGAAAAGUGUCUUAAAGGAUGGCACGCUAACAUUACCAGCCAUCUCUUCUGAAGAUGCCGGCGUCUACAGCUGCAUCGCCAGCAACAAUGUAGGGAACCCGGCCAAGAAGUCAACCACCAUUAUUGUCCGAGCGCUGAAAAAGGGCCGCUUUUGGAUCACACCCGACCCGUACCACAAUGACGACAACAUUCAGAUUGGCCGCGAAGUAAAGAUCUCGUGCCAGGUGGAGGCGACACCCCCUGAGGAGCUGCAGUUCAGCUGGCUGAAGAACGGACGGGCUCUGCGCAGCUCUGAACGCAUGGUCAUUACCCAGACUGACCCUGACAUCUCCCCAGGAACCACCAACCUAGACAUCAUCGAUCUGAAGUUCACAGACUUUGGCACUUACACCUGCGUGGCAUCGCUUAGAGGCGGGGGCAUCCCAGAGAUCAGCAUCGACGUUAACAUCUCUUCCACCACUGUGCCCCCCAAUCUAACCGUGCCACGGGGCAAGUCUCCACUGGUGGUACGGGAGGGAGAGACGGUGGAGCUGGAGUGUCUUGUUUCUGGAAAGCCCAAACCCAUUAUCCUGUGGUCACGGGCUGAUAAAGAGGUACCGAUGCCAGAUGGAAGCAUGCAGAUGGAAAGCUAUGAUGGUGUGCUGCGCAUCAUCAACGUGUCUCGUGAGAUGAGCGGCUCCUACCGCUGCCAGACCAGCCAGUACAACGGCUUCAACGUCAAACCACGGGAAGCCUUGGUGGAGCUCAUAGUGCAAUACCCUCCGGCUGUGGAGCCUGUAUCGCUAGAGGUUCGACAGGGUCUGAGUCGGCCCGUACCGAUGACCUGUCGUGUUCUGCGUGCUCAUCCUUCACGCGUGCUGCGGUACGAAUGGCGUCUGGGCUCCCGUCUGCUGCAUGCAGGCCACUUUGACACAAGCGAUGAGACUGAGUACACAGUGCGUAGCCUCAGCCGCGAUGGCUACGGGGAGUACACGUGUGACAUCAUCAAUGAGGCCGGGGCCGGCCGAUGCACCUUUUUGGUCACUGGAAAAGCUUAUUCUCCAGAGUUCUACUACGACACCUACAGUCCACUGUGGCAGAACCGACCCCGUGUUUACGGCUAUAAGCUUCAGUGGACCCAGAUGAACCCUGAUACAGUGGACCGUAUCAUGGCUUAUCGUCUCGGCAUACGCCAGACUGGGCAACAGAGAUGGUGGGAGCAGGAGAUCACUGUAGAUGGCCCCAUUCUGAAGGGAGAGCUCAUCACCCAUAACCUGUCAGAGCUCAUCAGACCUGAGGCCUACGAAGUGCGCCUGACCCCCAUCACCCGCUUUGGCGAGGGAGAUUCCGCUAUCAGGAUGGUGACCUACAGUGCUCCCAUUAACCCACAUCUGAGGGAAUUUCACUGCAGCUUUGAGGAGGAGCCCAUUUGCAUGUUUACUCAGGACAAGAAUGACAACUUUGAUUGGACGCGACAUAGCGCCGCCAUACGAGACACUAAAUACACUCCUAAUACGGGACCCAGUGGAGACCGCAGUGGUUCAAAACAAGGUUUCUAUAUGUAUAUUGAAACCUCCAGACCCCGUAAAGAAGGCGACAAGGCCCGUCUGCUGAGCCCCACCUUCAACGUUGCACCUAAAAAUCCUUACGGCAUCACCAACCCUCCAGCAUACUGCUUUGGCUUUUAUUACCAUAUGUAUGGGAAACAUAUUGGCACGCUGAAUGCAUUUAUGAAGCAGAAAGGUCAAGCCACUUCAGAUGCUGGUCCAGUCUGGUCACUCAGUGGGAAUCAGGGCGAGCGGUGGAAACAGGCCAAAAUCAGCAUCCACCCUACUGCUUCCUUUCAGGUGAUCUUUGAGGGCAUCCGAGGUCCAGGGAUUGAGGGGGACAUCGCUAUUGAUGAUGUCACUCUUGAAGAGGGGGAAUGUUCUGACCCUCCAUCCAAUCAUAUCGGAUCGAAGGCUCCAUUCCGAGUGACACAUAUAUGGCCGUUAUUCCCCGCCCUGGCUUUCACACUGUUUCAAGGUCUUAGGUGACCACCUGGCUGGGUGGAGACUGGUGGCACUGUCUGAGGCCGCAAACCCUGUACCCUCAAUAUAAUCACCAAAGAUUCAUAUUUUCAGAUGACUAAGAGGGAAACAGCACUGUCUCAAUAUGGAUUAUCAGACAUAAAAUCAUGAAAAAUUGAAAAAAAGGAAAAAAAAAGAAAAAAAAAACGAUACAAAAAUGUAAUAAGGAUUUGAUGUAUCUACUGAAAACAAUCUGCAAACUAUUUUGCCGUAAGAUGCUCCCAAGGACUCGGAGGAGAGCAACUUACUAAUGGAGUAGCAAGAGGCAGGGCUCAUGUGAAGGGCUCCCACGCAGAUCUGAGGACAGUUUGUAAAGCACAAGGACAACUUUGCCAGCUGGCAGUUAAAAAAAAAUAAAAAUAAAAAAAACAAACAAAAAAAAAUCUAAAGGUGGGGAAAUGACAGGUGAUGGCAGUCUCCACCAGCUCUUUACUAUGAACACAUUUCUCAUCCUUCCUGUCCUUCAUUAUAUAUUCAGAUCCUAUUAGCUUUUUUUUUUUUCACAUCCAGCCCUGAAACACACGCAAUUUAACCUUCUUUUGGCUUGGUGCUUUAGAACACAUAUGAAAAAACUAUGGGAAAAAAAUUAUCUGCUUUAUAUCACAAUCUGGGUAGCGGCCUGUUUUGAUUUCCAACACUGUGCUCACAUCCCCUAGUGGCAGGCCAGGGGUAGGAGACCAGGCCAAAGGAGCUAAUGAGUGCCUGAUGAAGGAGGGCAGAAGAGAGCGAGAGAGAGAGAAAGACGGAGUGCAGAAGCCUGAGGCAGAAGGCUACAGAAGGAUACAAGAACAGGUUAAGAAAAUGCUCCUCUUUUCUCUUUGGCAAGAACAUUACCAACUUUGGAGCCACUUUUUGCCAUGAAAUACAAAGUGCCUUCAGAUUCUGAGCAGAAUUGCGAGCCUGGCCGUUAACACCAAACGCGUAACGUCGAUAUUUUUAACGUCACCGUUGGGCUAUUUUGUAUGAUUAUUUUGCUCCUUCAAAUGCUGAUUUGAAUGCCGGUGGUGGUGGGAAAAUGGUUCCAGAAGUCUACACAAAGACCUGCCUGUAAUUUGCAGAUUUAGCAAAAGUUCCAACCUACACACAGGUAACUAUGUUCUCUACCGUAAGAGCAGAAACGUCUCUGACUGCACUCAGUGUCACAUAGCCGCUGUGCCGUCUUCAGAACUGGCAGUUUACUGUGCUAUCGGUUGGAAAGGUACAUGGAGACAUAGUCAGCCUGCCAUGUCAUUGCUUUACACAGACUCUCAUCAAGUGGGCCUUAGAACAAUAAGAAAUAAACACAACCCCUUGGAGGUGAAAGCAGGUGGCAGAGCCUGCACAGAAUAAGGCCUACUAUCCCUACCCACACCUCUGCCAUUUCUAUUGAACAGUGUGCAUUCUGAAAAAAAAAGAUACUAAUAAUAAAAUAUUUUAUUACACUAGCGAGAAUGUUUCUCUGAUUUUACACAAACUGUGAAAUAAACUGUGGAAAAAAAAUUACCUGAAAGUAACCAUAACCAGCUGGUUUUUAAAACAUAUUCUAAAAAAGAAAGAAAAAGGAAGAAAGAAAGAAAACAAGAAAGAAAGAAAGAAAGAACAUUUACAUAUAUUGUUGGUUAUGAAUAAUGUUUUGAGGAGCUGUGUCUUGUUUCUUAUUUUUAUGUUAAAGCUGUUAUGACUUUUAGCUUUCUUUAAUUCUUGUUGUCUCCCUUGCAUUGCUGAAAUAUCAAAAUGGUUGGAAACAUAUUGAAUAAGUUGGUUUGGUAAAUGUAAACAAACCUGUAUAUGUAAAGAAGCUCUGUUAAUCAAGGUUUAUAUGAAAUGUUUAUGUAUGAAUACAGGAAGCACAAUAUUUAAGGUUCCACAUUAAAAAGGAUGUUUUAAUUCAUGUAUGUGACUUUCUAUUUGCAAAGCCAAGAAUAUGAAAUUUGGGGAUGUAAUUUUCUAUUUGAAUUUCUUCUUCUUGUCGAAUCAGAAGAACCCUUUUUAUUAAAAAACUUGAGAUAUCAGUAGCAUUUGGUCAUCAGUCAUCAGUAUGUCUUGAAGGAGGCCUGUUCGAAACCUUCCAUCUUGGCUUUCAUCUUCCAUCUUAAGUAAAGGAGGAAUUUGAGUGUGAAAACCAAGUACUGGACUAAAAAGGUACUGAUAUUAUUUGAGACUUUCAUAGUCUUGGUUUUGUCAGUGUAGGUCACAUAUAUGUCCUGGUAUAUGCAGUGUAAAAUAGGUGUGCUAGGAACCGGAUAUAAUACAUGCUGAAGAUGUAACCAAACCAGAGCACAAUGACUGACGGUCGUUACAGGACAAUUCGGCACAUGCCCUUAUUCAGAGCAACUUACUCAAAUGCUCUGUAGUUUCCAUCAAAACAACAACAACAACAAAAUACAAAUCCUCAUGCUAGAACAAAUUGGUCAGCGUCUUAAAAUACUAUUAAGCUAAAACUUUUAGCUGAUGGCCUAUGCAGGCCAUUUUGGAGCUCAGGUCAAUUUGCACUGCUAUCACAAGCUUUUUUUUUUAGCAUCAGGUAAGAACAGUUCAAACGUACAAACACUGACAAAAUUAGACCCCAAUAAACAUAACGAUUAACGGCAAUACCUUGGUCUGUACGUGGCCUGGUAUAGGAGGACAAAAGAAAGUUGCCAGAGUUGCAAACACAUUAAAAAAUAUGAAUAAAAUUCGUAUAAAUUUAAAUGAAUUUAUCAAUUAAGUUUAAUUCAUUAUUAUUAAAUAAUACCUCAUUAUUUUAGCAGUAUUUUGCUAUGUGUAACCCAUUUCAAUUGUAUUACUUGUAUCAGCGCACCAUUCCUACCUGUCCUUUUCCUUUUGCGAAAUCCAUCCAUACAUUCAAUAGUUAAAGAGUUUAAUCAUGUCUGCUACCUAUUUGUUAUUGUGUUUGAUGUAUAUGUGUGUACAAAUAAAUGUAACAAUAACAAACGGUUCCAUGUUAUGAAUAAAAGUGCAGUUGUUACCAUUUUCAAAUUCAUCAAAGACAAAGCCAGAGGAUUAGGAAGAAGGAGCUAGCAAAGAUAUGGAUUCAUUAUUUCUUGUAGAUCCCUAGUCUUAAAUCGAAAUCUCUGAAAUAAUAGUCCGGA
Clarias gariepinus (North African catfish) is the source of this 6771-nucleotide messenger RNA. RefSeq names its product MAM domain containing glycosylphosphatidylinositol anchor 2a (gene mdga2a). The record is from RefSeq and is a predicted model, not a curated record. Lineage: Eukaryota; Metazoa; Chordata; Actinopteri; Siluriformes; Clariidae. The transcript has 17 exons. Gene Ontology annotation, molecular function: protein binding. Gene Ontology annotation, cellular component: plasma membrane. Bases 785 to 3667 code for a protein of 960 amino acids. Gene Ontology annotation, biological process: homophilic cell-cell adhesion.